Messenger RNA from Diachasma alloeum, 2741 nucleotides. It is a transcript of the gene Afg3l2, whose product is annotated as AFG3-like protein 2. Gene Ontology annotation, cellular component: m-AAA complex; membrane. The record is from RefSeq and is a predicted model, not a curated record. The transcript is spliced from 10 exons. Gene Ontology annotation, molecular function: ATP binding; metalloendopeptidase activity; ATP-dependent peptidase activity. Bases 190 to 2637 code for a protein of 815 amino acids. Lineage: Eukaryota; Metazoa; Arthropoda; Insecta; Hymenoptera; Braconidae. Gene Ontology annotation, biological process: mitochondrial protein processing; protein-containing complex assembly.
AAUUUUUUAAUCCUAUAAAUAAUUUUCGGAGUAAGUAGACUUGAGGUUUGGUUAUGAUCGGAAUGAUCCCAAAUGAUGAAAAAUGGCGUAACCCAGCCGGUUCUUACCGCAAGUGAAUCAACGAUAUCACCCUCGAAUAAUAAAUUUCAUCAUACUCUACAUGAUACAUAAAAUAUUAAUUGACGUAAUAUGGCUCAUCAGUUGUUAUCAUCGGCAUGCAAAUUAGAGAGAUUUGUGCUAAAGUCUAUGCAGAAUGGUCGUAUUAAUCGUACAGAGUUAAACCGAACGUUAUCACUACUGAAACAUGAUCCAAGAUUAUCAGUUUUGGAGCGUUCACUGCAGCAACAAUGGAGGUUAUUAUCAGAGAAAGUUCCAAAGGGAUUUGAGAAAUUCUUCAAGCCAGGUGGUGCCAAAGAGCCACCGAAAUCGGCGGAGCAGGCCUCCAAGGAGGCCAAGUCAGCCCAGGGAGAGCAGAAGACCACCACUCCCCCUCUAAAACGCCCACCAUUGAGACCUAGUCAAACACCAGUAGAUCAAUUCUUAUCAGGUUUAUUCAGCUCCAGUAGUAAAGGAAGUGGUGGUGGACCCGGUGGUGGCAAGCCCUUCGAAGGAAACGACAGGGAUAAAUGGAUUAUUGGUGGGAUCAUUGGAGCUGUUGGUGUUAUCGGAGCCAUGACCUUCUUCGAUGUUGGCAGCAAGGAAAUUACGUGGAGGGAAUUUGUAUACAGUUAUUUAAAUAAAGGUGUAGUCGAAAAAUUGGAGGUUGUUAAUAAAAAAUGGGUACGAGUGCGAUUGUUACCUGGCCAGAGCAUCGAUGGUUCGACGUCAUUGUGGUUCAACAUCGGCAGUGCCGAUACAUUCGAAAGAAAUCUCGAGAAUGCUCAACUAGAAUUGAACAUUGAGCCCCAAAAUCAUCUUCCAGUUAUUUAUAAAUCAGAGGUUGAGGCAGGAACAAUUGUUUCAUACCUUCCAACACUUCUCAUAGUUGCACUCCUAAUAUCUGCGAUGCGCAGAUCUGCUUCGUUCAUGGGUGGUAAAGGAGGAAAAGGAGGUGGACUAUUCGGUGGAGUCAUGGAGUCGACAGCAAAGUUGAUAAAUUCUAAUCAGAUUGGUGUCCGAUUCAAGGACGUGGCUGGUUGUGAGGAAGCUAAAAUCGAAAUAAUGGAAUUUGUGAACUUUCUGAAGAAUCCCCAACAGUAUAUAGACCUUGGUGCCAAAAUUCCCAAGGGGGCAAUCCUCACAGGUCCCCCUGGUACUGGUAAAACACUCUUGGCAAAGGCAACAGCCGGUGAGGCGAACGUUCCAUUCAUCACAGUGUCUGGCUCAGAGUUCCUCGAGAUGUUUGUCGGUGUUGGUCCAUCAAGGGUUCGUGAUAUGUUCGCCAUGGCUCGUAAACACGCUCCUUGUAUAUUAUUUAUCGAUGAGAUUGAUGCAGUUGGGAGAAAACGUGGGGGCAGGAAUUUCUCCGGCCACUCGGAGCAGGAGAAUACGUUGAAUCAGCUUUUAGUUGAGAUGGAUGGUUUUAACACAACGACGAAUGUGGUAGUGCUAGCAGCAACCAACAGAAUUGACAUUUUGGACGGAGCGCUGUUGCGUCCAGGUCGUUUCGACCGCCAGAUAUUCGUGCCAGCCCCUGACAUUAAGGGUCGUGCAUCGAUAUUCAAAGUUCACUUGAAACCCCUCAAAACGACACUCGACAAAGAAGCACUGGCACGAAAAAUGGCAUCAUUAACGCCUGGCUUCACAGGAGCUGACAUUGCCAAUGUGUGUAACGAGGCAGCUCUCAUCGCUGCACGAGAUCUCUCGAACAACAUUGAGAUGAAGAAUUUCGAGGCUGCUAUUGACAGAGUUGUGGCUGGAAUGGAGAAGAAGACGAAUGUUCUGCAGCCCGAGGAGAAGAAAACAGUGGCUUAUCACGAGGCUGGGCAUGCUGUUGCUGGAUGGUAUCUGGAGCAUGCAGAUCCCAUUCUCAAAGUAUCAAUCAUUCCUCGUGGCAAGGGCCUCGGUUACGCACAAUACUUGCCUCGCGAGCAGUAUCUCUACUCCACCGAGCAAUUGUUCGAUCGUAUGUGCAUGACACUCGGUGGCCGUGUCUCCGAGGAGAUAUUCUUCAACAGAAUAACGACAGGUGCACAGGAUGAUUUACAGAAAAUAACGAAAAUAGCGUAUUCACAGAUAACGAGUUACGGUAUGAAUGAGAAAGUGGGUCAGAUCAGUUUUGAACAGCCUCAACCUGGUGAAAUGGUGUUGGAUAAACCGUACUCGGAAUUUACAGCACAGUUGAUUGAUCAGGAAGUGAGGGAUCUCAUUAAGAGGGCGUAUGAACGCACGACGGAACUUUUGUUGAAGCAUAAGGAUGAUGUGUUGAAGGUGGGCGAAAGAUUACUCGCCAAAGAAAUUCUAAGCAGAGACGACAUGAUUGAACUCCUGGGACCCCGACCCUUCCCCGAAAAAUCCACGUACGAGCAAUUUGUCGAGGGUACUGGCUCCUUCGAGGAGGACACCUCCCUACCAGAGGGCCUCAAAGACUGGAACAUUUCGAAAGAUGGUAAAGAGAAGAAAGAAUCACUCCCCGAGGACAAAGUUCCCCCAGCGUCGACAAAGCCACCCAAGGAUGAAUCCCAACAGAGAUUGUAAUUAUAUGUUUCUGGUCCACCUGUAGAUUCAAGUUCAUCUCGUGUACCACACUUGUACUUUGUAUAAUAGUUUAACAACAAAAAUAUAACAUACAUUCAUUGAUA